Drosophila arizonae is the source of this 2457-nucleotide messenger RNA. RefSeq names its product carnitine O-acetyltransferase-like. NCBI's taxonomy places the organism in Eukaryota, Metazoa, Arthropoda, Insecta, Diptera, Drosophilidae. The record is from RefSeq and is a predicted model, not a curated record. Gene Ontology annotation, cellular component: peroxisome. Gene Ontology annotation, molecular function: carnitine O-acetyltransferase activity. Gene Ontology annotation, biological process: carnitine metabolic process, CoA-linked.
CAUUCUAAACAUAUCACACUAGCGUUAGACAUAUGUCUAGCUUCUAAAUUUAUUAUAAUCUUUCGAUUCUUCUCUAAAUUUUAUAAUGCGUGCAUUAAUCACUACUGAACCUUUCUGGAGCACAACUUGCAACCAGCAGUCGAGGUAUUCACGUACGUCAACCAGAUCCAAAUCGACGAGCGAAAAGCCUUUGGUGGCAAAGCUCGUGGAGUAUGUAAUGUCAUGGGGCAAACCAGAACAGACUCCACCAAAACAGAUUGAACUCAAGAGCGACCAACAGGAGCAAGUGGAGGAAGAGAGAUGUCCGAAAAUCAAGCAAAUAUCAGCGAAUUCAGUGAAUCCAGUCCAGCAAACUUACCAUAGUAGCAAUCGGUCAGAUGUAUCCCAAUCAAUGUACUAUUCGAAUUCCGCUCCAGAAAUGAGAGUAGGUUUCGCCCCCGAGGCCAGGGCACAGCCCAUGCCCGCUCUUAGCAACACCCGGGAGCAUCUGGGCAAGGUAAUUCCAGUGGACGAGCAUCAGAUUAACCAACUACUUAUGCAUCGACGGGAAAGCCAAGUGCCAAAGGGCUUGCUCAAGUAUCCGGUUCAGCCGCUGCAGGAGACGCUCACGCGUUACUUGGAGAGCUUGCAGCCGCUGGUCAGCGACCGAGUCAUGGAUAAAGAGGAGGAUUUAGCCGUGGACUUCUUGCGAAAUCAGGGCUAUGAACUGCAGUCGCUGCUGCAACAAGCUGGCGAAUCAAGUGCCAAUUGGCUCACCGAUCGCUGGACCGAUGUCAGCUACCUACGCUAUCGCGCACCCCUGACGAUAUUUUCCAGCUCCUGCAUAGCGUUCCCCAAGCAGAACUUUCGCAAUAGCCUGGCCUACUUGGACUUCACGGCCAAAGCGAUUCACGCCAUGUGUCAAUUCCAUUGGAUUGUGGAGAACAAUCAGCUGCCAGUACGCAAAAUGGAAGGCUUCGAUUUGGACAACAGUCAGUUCCACAAUGUCUUUGGCACGGUUCGCAUACCGCAGCGCUCUUGCGACUACUUGCAGCAGUGCAAGUCCAACUAUAUAGUGGUCAUACACAGGAAUAACUUCUACAAGCUGCCUGUUUUCGAUGCUGUAGAUAAGCGUAUCUUUAAUGUUCUUCAUAUCCGCAAACAACUGAUGAAAGUUAUAAAGUCCGGCAGGCUUCUGGGUCCAGCGAUUGGUCUGCUCACCCACGACAAGCGCGACCACUGGGCCGAAGGACACGAGAUGCUGUGUCGCAAGGACGUGAAUGCCGAGACAAUUCAGUGCAUCGAACAAUCUCUCUUUACCGUCUCUCUGGAUGAUGCUAUUCCCGUGCCUGCAGGCGAGGAGCGUUCGCUGCUGGCGGCUCAGCUGAUGCAUGGCGGUGGCCCCCAUCUGAACAGUGCCAAUCGCUGGAUGGACAAGGCACUGCAGCUGAUAGUCAAUCCGUGCGGCUUGGCCGGUCUCUGCUGUGAGCACUCACCCGCCGAGCCCCAGCCGGCGGCGAGUAUCAUGGACUAUAUACUAAAGAAUGUUCACCAUCCGAACUAUGGACAUCAUGCCAAAGAAUCGCACAAAAAUGAGCCACUAGAGUGGCUUUACUUUGAUGAAGUGGAUGAGUGUGUGACCUUCUGGUUGUCCACUGCCAAUCGGACGGUGAAUGAGCUCAGCAGUCGGCUGCAAUUGCAUGCCCAGCGAUUCGAUUGCUAUGGCAAGAGCCUGUUGAAUGCACAGCAGCUGGAGCCGGACAGUUUUGUGCAGAUGGCGUUGCAGCUGGCGUUUUAUAGACUGCACAGGGAGCUGCCCGCUCAGCUGGAGACGGCCCAUUUGCGCAUCUUUAAAUUCGGACGCAGCGAAAUUAUACGUUCGACCAGCAAUGAAUCUUUCAAAUUUGUGCGUGCCAUGGUUUCGGAAGAAACCUCGAUUCAAAAUCGUUUGUUUGCCCUAAAAGCCGCUGUUGAUUACCAUCGACAGCAGGCGAUGAUGGCGCUAAAGGGACGCGGCAUAGAUCGGCAUUUCUUUGGCUUGGAACAGAUGGCGCAUGAGCAUGGCAAGGCGUUGCCCGAGUUCUUUAAAUCGGAGGGCUAUCUGAAAUCGAAAGAUUUCCGCAUACUCAGCUCCCAGCUGUCGACGCCGCAUGACUCGUUCAUGGUUUACGGGCCGCUCAACUCGGAUGGCUACGGCUGCUGCUACAAUUUACGCGAAAAUGACAUUACGUUUACCAUAACGGCCUGGAAUCACAAUCCGCAGAUUUCGGCCCGAAGCUAUGGCAUGGCUAUCGAAUCCGCAUUGGCCGACAUGGGACAUCUUAUCUUGGAUUCGGGCAAUUGUACAUCGGUUCUAGAAUCUGACAGUGAUCGCACGCAGCGUUGAGGGCUUGUCAGGAUUUUUGUUUUUAUUAUUAUCUGUAUUUAUCGAACAAAAACAAGUCAAAAAAGGAAACAUUCAGUGGCUCAGGCAUAAAA